AUGAAUGAUACUGGAAACUUUAUGCUCUUGCAUAGUGACUCUAGUCUAGAGUGGGAGAGUUUCCAAAAUCCAACUGAUACCAUGUUGCCUACACAAGCAAUGAAUUCUGGAGGGGUUCUUUAUUCUCGCCAAUCUGAGACCAACUUCGCACAUGGAAGGUUUCACUUCCGUCUACUUCAGGAAGGGAAUCUUGUGCUCAAUACCAGAGAUGUACAAUCAAAUUUUGCUUAUGAGCCUUAUUACAAUAGUGGCACUGACGAUUCUUCUAACACUGCUAAUUCAGGUUAUCAAGUAGUCUUCAACCAGACGGCUCAAAUGUACAUAUUGAAAAGAAACAACCAGAGAAUGGAUCUUACGAUGGAUUUGGUACCUUCCACAAAGGAUCAUUAUCAUAGAGCAACUCUCAAUUUUGAUUGA
Molecule: messenger RNA, 417 nt
Organism: Thlaspi arvense
Lineage: Eukaryota; Viridiplantae; Streptophyta; Magnoliopsida; Brassicales; Brassicaceae
Source: the annotation of a GenBank genome assembly